CACGCCCUCUAGGUAACAGAAACGUUUCGAUUCUUCUUUCUAACCUUCUUUCUCUCUUCCUUUAACAGAAAGAAAGAUGCUUGUUUGCUGUUAGAUGUAAACUUGAAAGCUCUCUCUCUCUCUCUCUCUCUCUCUCUCUAUCUCUCUAUAGUCUCUGAAUAUAUAUAAGAAAACGGCAAAGAAGAGAGAGGAAAGAGAGAUGGGUAUGCUGUUAGAUGAGAUAAUAGAGGCCAUGCCUGUGUUUGCUAAAGAGUUAGUUGCUGGGGGUGUUGCUGGUGGCUUUGCAAAGACUGUUGUAGCUCCCCUUGAACGUGUCAAGAUUUUGUUUCAGACCAGAAGAGAUGAAUUCAAGUCUGUUGGGCUGUUUGGAUCCUUUAAAAAGAUUUCACAUACAGAGGGGAUUAUGGGUUUGUACAGAGGAAACGGUGCUAGUGUUGCACGAAUUGUACCUUAUGCUGCCCUGCAUUACAUGACUUAUGAGCAAUAUCGUAGAUGGAUAAUCCUCAGUUUUCCUGAUAUUGGGAGGGGUCCUGUACUUGAUCUCGUGGCAGGAUCAUUCGCUGGAGGAACAGCUGUGCUUCUUACAUAUCCUCUUGAUUUGGUUAGAACAAAAUUGGCUUACCAGAUUGUCAGUUCAUCAAAAGCGAAUAUUAAUGGGGUAAUUGGUAUGGAACUAGUUUAUAAAGGAAUCCGUGAUUGUUUCUCAAAGACUCUUAAGGAAUCUGGGCUAAGAGGUCUCUAUCGUGGUGUGGCUCCAUCUCUUUAUGGAAUCUUCCCUUACGCUGGUUUGAAGUUUUACUUCUAUGAGGAGAUGAAACGACAUGUCCCUGAGGAGCACAAGAAAGAUAUUGUGGUGAAAAUGGUAUGCGGCUCUGUUGCUGGUUUAUUGGGCCAGACCUUCACAUACCCUCUUGAUGUUGUUAGAAGGCAAAUGCAGGUUCAAAGGCUAUCGGUGUCGAAUAGCGCAGAGUUAAAAGGAACCAUGGAAACCCUUAUUAUGAUAAUGCAGAAGCAGGGGUGGAAGCAAUUAUUUUCAGGGCUUAGCAUCAACUACUUGAAGGUUGUCCCUUCCGUGGCGAUUGGUUUUACAGUUUAUGAUAUGAUGAAAGCGAGCCUUAGAGUCCCAUCACGAGAUGUGAUAGAAGCAGUGACUGACAAAAGAAAUAGUCAACCGUCCCUUCAUUCUUGAUAUAAAUUCUUAACUCCUUGCACAAAUAAUCAAAUAUUUUACAUUCAAUUAUUCCAUGCUAUAAAAUGCCACCCGUAGGUUUCAUCCCCUCUUAAGCAAAGGUUGCAAAAGACAUUCAAAGAUUUGAGCAUGUGUAUCCACAGAACUGAAGACAGGAUCCGCAUUCAUCAUUGUAUGUAAAAGAAUGUGUAACAUUGAUUUGAUACAGAAUUUGUCAUCAGCUAAAUUAUAUUUGUAAUAUGAUAUGUCUACAAGGAACUGCUUACGGCAUUUCAAGGGCUGCAAAUGAAAUUAUGCCAAUAGAUUGGUGGCUUCAUCA
Molecule: messenger RNA, 1508 nt
Organism: Populus trichocarpa (black cottonwood)
Lineage: Eukaryota; Viridiplantae; Streptophyta; Magnoliopsida; Malpighiales; Salicaceae
Product: mitochondrial carrier protein CoAc2
Exons: 7
Coding region: 200-1189 (329 amino acids)
Biological process (GO): transmembrane transport
Cellular component (GO): mitochondrial inner membrane
Source: RefSeq, a predicted model, not a curated record